GCUAACUUCAGUACGAUAGUAAAAUAAUCAAGUGCUUCCCUCUACAAAAUUUGCGGUCUCCGAGUCUGGCCUUUAUUUAAUGGCUGCCUGAAGAUUUCAUCGUAGCCAUAUUCUACUGUGUUUUAAGGAAAAAAAUCACAGACGACAAUGGCUGGGAAGCUCUUGGUGACGUGCUUAAGGCUCAACAGCCGAGUCGUGCCGUCGAGGAUGAUGUCCAGCGUACAUGAGGAGGUUCCUUUUGUGCCACCGUACGUUAAGAAAAUCGGCAAGCGCGAAAUUGUCGGGUACGGUAUAAACGGCGAGCCUCACUACAUGGAUCUUUGGGACUACCCAUUCCCUUCAAUCAGAUUCAAGGAGAUGACUCCUGACCUUGAGGCACUGAGAGAAAAAGAAAAAGGUGACUGGAAAAAAUUGUCAUUAAUCGAAAAGAAAGAACUGUACCGUGCAAGUUUCUGUCAAACUUUCGCAGAGCUUGAAGCUCCAGACGGACACUGGAAGGCAAUCAUCGGUUGUGUCUGCAUUGGUAUCAGUAUAGCUCUGUGGAUGUUCUUGUACAUUAAAUUCAACGUUUACUCUCCGCUACCGGAAUCAUUCAGUAAAGAAAAUCAAGCCGCUCAAUUGAAACGUAUCAGAUUACUUGAUAUGAAUCCAAUCUGGGGUUUCAACAAACGUACCCCCGAGGAGCUCGCUAAGAAGGACAAUUAAGUUGGUCUUCUUUAACACCAUCAAAGCAACCUUAGUUUACGCCGUGGUAGGAGUUGUAAUUAUUUAAAUUUAAAAUAAAACAUGAAUAAAAAUUUCAUUGUAAGUAUUGUUACACGAUCAUUGAUAAGGCAUUCAAUGAAAUAAACAGCUAAUAAAAUGCCAUGAUUAUUAUAAAAAAUAAGCAUUAAAUAAAUUAUACUCUUAUUAUAAAA
Molecule: messenger RNA, 917 nt
Organism: Cotesia glomerata
Lineage: Eukaryota; Metazoa; Arthropoda; Insecta; Hymenoptera; Braconidae
Product: cytochrome c oxidase subunit 4 isoform 1, mitochondrial-like
Exons: 4
Coding region: 148-705 (185 amino acids)
Biological process (GO): mitochondrial electron transport, cytochrome c to oxygen
Source: RefSeq, a predicted model, not a curated record